Peniophora sp. CBMAI 1063 is the source of this 1974-nucleotide messenger RNA. Lineage: Eukaryota; Fungi; Basidiomycota; Agaricomycetes; Russulales; Peniophoraceae. The record is from the annotation of a GenBank genome assembly.
AUGGAAGAAGGCAAACGAGUGGCCGAGAUGGUCGUGCUUCGGCACUUCAGCGCUUCAGCCCCCAGUGACCGAUCGUCACGGCAGUACUUCGCACCUUUCCUUUUCACCGUCAUCAGCGCCAUUCCUCUCUCAUUCCGGUCUGAACCCCAAGACACCUCCGCACACAGGUUAUCCAGCAUGGUGCUGGGAAUCCAUGAACUGGACGAUGACGUUCUCACGCACAUCUUCGAAGAACUCGCCGAGUUAGACGACCCUGGCACCGCCGAUGAAGAGCCGGCGCGGACGUCAAUGUCGACGAUCUCGGGUGCUCUGAUAGCGUUUGGCCGGAGGACCUAUUAUUCCUACCCAUUUCCGGAUCACCCCCCUCGUCGUCGUCUAGGCUGGGUCGCUGCCACCCACGUAUGUCGCCGUUGGCGCAUCAUCAUCCUAACAUUGUCCGCGCUCUGGAAACGGAUUAUAUUCUCCUUUCCACGCAGCCGCGAUGCGCAUUUCGUACUGCUUCAAAGAGCGGGAGGCGCAAGCCUCGAUUUGAACUUGCAAAGAAUGAAUCGCGGCCUAAAUCAACAUACAUUUGCCUUGGAACAUAUCGAAAGUGCCCGUACCUUGCAGGGCCUAUUCCCUGGCCGUCUCCACGAGGAGGUCCACGAAUUGUUGUCUAGCAGGAGACUUCCUCAACUCACCGAUAUCAAUAUUGCCCAGAGAGGCGCACGUCUGCCGGACUCAAACGAUCCCCUCACCAAAUCAACCUUUUGCCUGGACGCCCCAAAUCUUAGGGCUGCCACCUUGUCUGGACUGCGAUGUUAUUUCACAUCGUCUCAACUUCGUUCGCUACGACUGUUGGCCCCUUCUGGCUGUUCCGAUUGGAGUGGGCGCCUCCCGGGCUUGCUUCGGAACACGCCUCUGCUCGAGAUAUUGCACUGUGACAUGGAUUACUCGCCUCCGCAAAUGCGCGGGCAACGCCAUGAUGGAAUCGUCCGUCUUCCCAACUUGCAAACUGUGUGCAUCAGAUGGGACAGUUCAACGGUCCCUGAUGAUGCCCAUAUUUUCAUCCAUGACAUCGACAUCCCGCCCUCAUGCACGUUUCAUAUCAACGACAUUUCCUCUGCUCCCCAAGACUCGGGCUGGCGGAAGUCAUUGGACAUAUGCAGCACUCGUUGGAGUCUGUGCCCGUAUAAUGCCGUUGCUCUCUACAUGUGCUAUCCGAGCGACAUGGGCUCGUGUAUCGUGAAUGUGAAUACCUUUCACACUGAAGACCGCCGUGAGCCAUUCGGCUACUAUGUUGCCCCAUAUACCGCGGAGCACUGCUGCGCCAACAUUAGAACUCCCGCCACACAAUAUAAUCGGCUCAAUGGGCAUCGCCUUCGACGAGUGGCGCCGGGUAUCUUCAUGAGCAUAUCGAAGGAUCAAGAGCUCGAGGAAUGGGAUUGGGAGCCUGAGGACAUAUCGCGCGAGAUCGUGUCGCAUCUGCGCUCCGACAGUGUCACCCAUUUCGUCUUGAACGGUUUCGGUCCUCUACCAGUGAUGACCCCGAACCAAUUACGCUCGGUUCUUCAACCUCUUGUUGCCGUCACCUCUCUGUUCGUGAUAUCGCCCCGUAAUAAUGUAUUGAGGCUACCAUUCGUCUCGACCACAGAUAGCGGCAACACCGGCCUGCCCGCGGCGCCACUUUUCCCCGCCCUGCGGGACCUCACGAUCGGCUGUGAUGAGAUAGACACGCAGGCAUAUGAUUGGGAUGGGUACAGUGGUCCGGAUUGGUGUAACGCUUGGUGGUCACCUUUGCUAGCAUUCCUCGAGCAUCGUCAGCGGAUCGGAUUGCCUGUGCACACUCUACGGGUCAACGGGUGGUGGAGGAUCGAGUCCGCUCGUCAAGUGACUGCUCUCGCCGACCAAAGGAAUAUGCAGCGAGCGCGGGAGCUGGCAGAGGGGGGAGUCAUCGAUGAUCGCGUUGUAGAGAACGUGAAUAUAUACGCCUGA